AUGCCAGACACAGUCGAACGCCAGGAGGAACCUAAAAUUGCUUUUAUUUCAGGUCCCAUUGAACCUCCAGCAGGCUAUUUCGAAAAGCACUAUAUUCCCAAAUUGAACGAAGCAAUAGCGGCCGGGCAUUCUUUUGUAGUUGGCCCAGCUCCAGGGAUGGACACAGAAUCACUUCGCUAUCUUAUUACCGCUGGAGUCCACCCAGAUAAAAUUACGGUGUACCUCGCACAUUUCGAAGAGAAGUUGUUGGCGAGCAAAUUGCAGUGGUUUGUGGACCUUGGAGGAGAUCUUUACGUAGAGGGUGUCACAACAGAGGCCAGAGAUGCCGCUAUGACGCGAGACUCUGAUUACGACAUUCUUCGGUAUAUGUCAAUUGAAGAGCAAAAGAACCUUUACGGCCGAUUAUACUACCCUCGAAUCAGCCAAACCGAGAAGAAUGAGAUAAGGAGAAGACAAACAUUGUUGAAGAAAGCGGCGCCUGACUCAGCCUAA
Molecule: messenger RNA, 492 nt
Organism: Psilocybe cubensis
Lineage: Eukaryota; Fungi; Basidiomycota; Agaricomycetes; Agaricales; Agrocybaceae
Exons: 1
Coding region: 1-492 (163 amino acids)
Source: RefSeq, a predicted model, not a curated record